Molecule: messenger RNA, 2304 nt
Organism: Pocillopora verrucosa
Lineage: Eukaryota; Metazoa; Cnidaria; Anthozoa; Scleractinia; Pocilloporidae
Product: phosphatidylinositol-3-phosphatase SAC1-like
Biological process (GO): phosphatidylinositol dephosphorylation
Cellular component (GO): endoplasmic reticulum
Molecular function (GO): phosphatidylinositol-4-phosphate phosphatase activity
Source: RefSeq, a predicted model, not a curated record
CCUUGAUGCCAACAUGGCGGAUAACGCCGUCUACCGAGCGUUGAGGCUCCACAUCGCGCCUGACAAGUUUUAUAUCGAGCCGAGGGACCAGCAAUCAGUUGGUGAUCAAAUACUCGAAAUAGACCGUGUAACACAAGAGUUAAGUCUAGCAGACAAUGAGGGUCAAAUCCCACCAUCAGCUGAGAGUAGAGAUAUAUUUGGAAUUUUGGGAAUCAUAAAUUUGUUGGCAGGGCCAUACUUGGUUGUAGUCACUAAGAAGACUCUUGUAGGUCAUGUCAGGGGUCAUGAAGUAUGGGUAAUCAAAGGAACAGAUAUUCUGGCUUUUCCAAGAGCAACAUUGCAUCUCACAGAGAGUCAGCAACGGAAUAACAAUAUCUACUUAUCAAUGGUGCAAUCAGUGCUUCAGACCAGUAGCUUUUACUUCUCUUGUACAUAUGAUCUAACACACACUCUGCAACGCCUCUCAAGAACCAGCCCAGACUUCCUUCAGAUGCCUCUCUUUGAAAGGGCUGAUCCUCGAUUUGUAUGGAAUGGUCACCUUCUAAGACCUUUAGUCGUGCAACCAGAGCUUUACAAAUUUAUACUUCCAGUUAUGCAUGGCUUCAUCUCCAUCAAUUCCUGUGUUAUUAAGCAGAACACAUUUGAUUUCAUCCUUAUAUCAAGAAGAAGUUGUUUCAGGGCAGGUACACGUUACUUCAUUCGAGGACUUGAUGCUGAAGGAAAUGCUGCAAAUUAUGUCGAAACUGAGCAGAUUACUCAGUUUGAAUCUGGAGCAUGUUCUUUUGUUCAGACAAGAGGAUCUAUUCCACUGUUUUGGUCUCAGAGACCCAACCUUAGAUACAAACCAGUACCUCUGCUAAAUCCAUCAGCUGACCAUAGAGGUGGAUUUGCUCUCCACCUAGACAAAGAAAGAGUGUACUAUGGAGAACAUGUUUUAAUAAACCUUAUUGAUCAGAAAGGCCCGGAGAAGAUUUUAGGUGAUCGAUACACAGAGACUGUCAGUAAGGCAGGGUUAACUGACAACUUCUUGAGAUAUGAGCCAUUUGAUUUCCAUAAAGAGUGCAGUAAGAUGAGAUGGGAAAGAUUGUCCAUUCUAACAGACAGAUUAAAAGGAGAUCAAGAGAAGUUUGGAUUUUUCUCUGUCAGAGGAAAAGAUGGUCAAAUUGACACUGAGCAAAAGGGAGUGUUCAGAACAAAUUGCAUUGACUCACUUGACAGAACUAAUGUUGUUCAGAGCUUGUUCGCACGGAGAAGUCUUCAAGCACAGUGCGAGCGAUUUGAAAUUCUAAGCCCAGGAGAGAGAAUAGAGAGUUAUGCAGGAAUGGAGAAGGCUUUCAAGAAUGUCUGGGCAGACAAUGCUGAUGCAUGCUCUGUGCAGUAUGCUGGAACAGGAGCUCUCAAAACAGAUUUUACAAGAACUGGAAAGCGUUCAACACUUGGAGCGUUAAAGGAUGGUUUUAAUUCAGCUGUGAGGUAUUACAAGAACAACUUUGCUGAUGGAUUUAGACAAGAUUCAAUUGACUUGUUCCUUGGAAACUAUGUGGUAGACCCCAAUGAAGGAAUCUCCAAACCAUCACCUCUUGAAAUUCUCAGAGAUUGGAGAUUUAUGGCUCUCCCAAUGAUCCUUUUGCUAGGAUUCUCCAUGUUUGUUAUCAGUGUUUUAAUUCCAUCAACUGAUUAUGGAGUACAAUUUCUUUAUGUGUUGUUCUGGGGUGGUGCUGUGAUGAUGACACUGUACGUGGUGCUGUAUUUCGGCAAUGAAUAUGUUGAUCAACCACGCCUGGUGCAAGUUCAAGCAAAGGACAAAAAUGUUUGACUAGAAUCAUCAACAAAUUCACCCCUUUAUAUCUUGGUGUAAAUUAUAUCUAGUUAUUGUCAGUGAUUAAUAUCAUGGUAAAAAUAUAUGAAUUUAAGGAUUUAUGAAUCAAGAUAAAAUUGGCAAUGUACAAUUUACAUCCUGCAAACUUGGGUAGGUUAUGAAGUGUUCUCCAAUGAUUUUUGGUAGCCAUUUAUUACAAAAACAUUGGCUAGUAAAGGUUUAAAAUUAAGAUAUUGGACAAAAUAAGGCAGGGUAAGAGUUUAUCCAAAUCUCACCUCAAGGCUGUCAAGCAAGAGAAAUUGAACAUCAAUUUCUUUAAGCUUCCUUUGACUAAUUAAAUAUGCACAUAUUUUUUGAGUUAUAUCACAAAAUGUGAACAGUGUUACAAUGAUUUUGUUUAAUGCCUAGUAAACAAGCUAUGACAGGCUGCUGUAUUUGCAGGGAACACCAUCUAAUCAUAUUAAAAUUCCAAACAUUGAACAGAA